AUGGCUCCUGUGCCAAAAAACCUGCUCGAAGCCCUGACUAGGGCUGCUCGUUCGGCCCCCGAGAAGGGCCUCUCCAUCUACCCGCCGGGGCAGACGGAAGGCGAGCCCAUCAGAAUCACGUAUCCCGACCUCCUAGGCGACGCAAUUGUCCUGGGGAACUCGGUCAAGACCAUCCCCGGCCUGACGCCGGAGACCAUCGUUCUCAUCCACCUGGACAACCAUGAAGACAACGUCCGCUGGCUGUGGGCGGUGCUGGCUGCCGGCCAAGUGCCUGCCAUCUCAACGCCGUUCACCAACAACCUCGACCAGCGGCGCAAGCACCUGCUACAUCUGCAGGAUGUCCUACAGAGUCCCGUCGUGUUGACCAGGGAGCAUCUGGUGUCUGAGUUCCUCGACCUGCCCGGCCUCGUCAUCCACACCGUCGAAGAUCUGACGGCCCACCAGGCUCCACUUCGGGCCGAGUACAUCUCGAACAACGGGUAUACGCAGUCACCCAAGGACCUGGCUGCCCUGAUGCUCACAUCUGGGAGCACCGGGAACGCCAAGGCCGUUGCGCUGCGCCACGGCCAGAUCUUGCAUGCCGUCGCGAGCAAGGCCGCGUACCAUGGCACGCAUCGCGACGAGACGUUUUUGAACUGGAUCGGCAUGGACCACGUCGCCAACCUCACGGAGAUCCACCUGCAUGCGAUGACCCAGGGCGCUGACCAAGUGCACGUCCACGCCGGCGACCUCCUGGCCAACCCACUCGCAUUCUUGCGACUCAUCGAGCGCCACGCAGUGGGAUACACAUUCGCGCCCAACUUCUUCCUCGCAACCGUGAAGAAAACUCUCGAGAACAUCCUGCCACAUCAAUCGGUCGACGAGGACGAUUCCGGCCGGCGGCUUCCAGAUAUCUCCUCCCUGCACUGCCUGAUUUCCGGCGGAGAAGCCAACUCGACGGCGCUAUGUGCCGCCCUGACCAAGCUUCUCCAGCCGUUGGGGGCCUCCUGCGACUUCAUCCGGCCUGGGUUCGGCAUGACCGAGACCUGUGCCGGUAGUAUCUACAACAACAACUGCCCCGCAGGUGACCUCGCGCAUGGUCGGGAGUUCACGUCGCUAGGCCACUGCAUCCCGGGCAUGGAGAUGCGGGUGCGCGACACUGAGUCCCGGCUCUGUGCCAGCAACGAGAUCGGUCAUCUCGAGGUGCGCGGCUCUAACGUAUUCAAGGAGUACUUCAACAAUGCGGCCGCGACGCAGGAGGCCUUCACGUCCGAUGGCUGGUUUGUUACGGGCGACUUGGCCUUCCUGGACGAGAGCCAGCAGCUGCAUCUGGUCGGCCGCGGCAAGGAGUCCAUCAAUAUCAACGGCCUCAAGUAUUACCCGCACGAGAUCGAGGGCGCCAUCGAGGACGCGCGCAUCCCCGGUGUGGCAAUGUCAUACACAGCCAUCUUCCCCUACCGGGUGCCGGGCGCAGCGUCCGAAACACUCUGCGUGGUGUAUCUGCCCACCUACGCCGUGGACGACGUCUCUGCGCGUGUUAGCACGCGCAAUGCAAUUCGUACGGUCGUCAUGAACCACUGCAUGGCGCGGCCACAUCGUAUUAUCCCGCUGGACCGGGCGUUCCUGCCCAAAUCCGCCUUGGGUAAGCUCUCGCGCGCCAAGAUCAAGAAGGCGUUCGAAGCCGGCAUGUACGACGCCAGCAUCCAGCAGGACGAGGAGUACCUGGGGCAGGGCACCAGCGGCCCGCUGCUGCAGCCCACCACGCCCGCUGAGGCGGCAGUGCAGCGUGUAUUCGCCGAGGUGUUCGUGGCGUCACGGGCGGAGCUGGGCGUCCAUACCAACCUGUUCGAUCUGGGCUGCUCAUCGCUGGAGAUCUUCCAGAUUAAGUGGCUGCUGCAGAACGAGCCAGACCUGCCGGACCGCAUCCCCGUCACGACCAUCAUCGGCCACCCGACAAUUGAAGGUCUCGCUGCGGCUCUAGACCCGACCGCCACGGGCAGUUCUAGCAAGCCCUACGACCCGGUGGUCACGCUCCGCACCGGGGGCGACAAAACCCCCCUGUGGCUGGUCCACCCGGGCGUAGGCGAGGUGUUGGUCUUCUUGCACCUGGCCAACCGGUUCACGGACCGACCCGUGUAUGCGCUGCGCGCGCGCGGGUUCGACGGGGAGCCGUUCUUCAGUAGCGUGGGUGAGAUGGUAGACGCCUAUCGCGCGGCUAUCCAGCGCGUGCAGCCCGUCGGGCCGUACGCCAUCGCCGGCUACUCGUACGGCGGCACGGUGGCAUUUGAGAUCGCCAAGCAGCUGCAGCAGGACGGGUUCGCGACACCCUUCCUGGCGGUGUUCGACCAGCCGCCACAUAUCAAGGAGCGCAUGCGCCACGGCGGCUGGGCGGACGUGCUGCUGACGCUGGCGCGCUUUUUCGACCUGCUGCCCAGCGCUGAGGCCGAGGCCACCGUGGUCGCCCAGUUACGGACUGUUGGAGGGGGGCUAGAAGACGACAUCGACAAGGGCCAGCUGGUGGAUCUGCUCCUAGCAUCGGCCUCGGAGCACCGCUUGGAGGAGUUCGGCCUAGACAAGAGCCGGCUGGCGACAUGGACUAGCCUGGCGCUAAACUCACACGUUAUCGCGCGCGACUACGAGCCGCAGGGCCGCGUGCCGGCGUUGGAAGUGCUCUAUGGGCAGCCGAUUGAGGCGGUGGCGCGCACCAAGACGGACUGGCUGCAGCAGAAGCUGUCGCUUUGGACGCACUUUGUCCACGACGUGCAGUUCCACGAGGUGCCGGGGCAUCAUUACACGCUGCUGGCGCCCGAGCACGUCGGCACCUUCUAUCGGACUCUGCGGGCCAGGAUGGAGGCGAGGGGGGUUUAG
Molecule: messenger RNA, 2847 nt
Organism: Penicillium lagena
Lineage: Eukaryota; Fungi; Ascomycota; Eurotiomycetes; Eurotiales; Aspergillaceae
Product: non-ribosomal peptide synthetase
Exons: 1
Coding region: 1-2847 (948 amino acids)
Biological process (GO): biosynthetic process; secondary metabolic process
Molecular function (GO): CoA-ligase activity
Source: RefSeq, a predicted model, not a curated record